GCUUUUUUUUUUAAUUCUUGAAAAAUGGGGAGAUAUCCAUGUUGUAAAGUUGAUGAAGAUUUAAAGAAAGGGCCAUGGACAAGUGAAGAAGAUGAAAAAUUAGUGGAAUAUAUUAAAGAAAAUGGACAUGGAAAUUGGCAAUUAAUACCUAAAAGAGCAGGAUUAAAUAGGUGUGGCAAAAGUUGUAGAUUAAGGUGGACUAAUUAUUUAAGGCCUGAUAUUAAAAGAGGAGCUUUUUCAGAAGAAGAAGAAGAAAUUAUCAUCAACCUUCAUUCUCUUCUUGGAAACAAGUGGUCAAAAAUUGCAUCUCAUCUCCCGGGAAGAACUGAUAAUGAAAUUAAGAAUUUAUGGAAUACGCAUCUGAAGAAAAAACUUUUCAAAUCAGGAAUUGAUCCAGUAACACAUCAACCAAUAACUGAUCCAAAUUUACUUCUUAGCCUUUCUAAUUUGAUGAACCCUUUUGAAUCUGCUCUUAGAUUACAAGCUGAAUUGACAGAAAUAGCCAAAAUUCAUAUUAUUCAAAAUAUAAUUCAAGUUCUAAAUACCCCUCCUCCUACAUUAAUUCCAUCUUUACAAGAAAAUAAUUACCCCAUGCAACAAUUUUACAAUAAUAAUAUUAUUGCUCCAUAUGACCAAAUUAUUACUAAUGAACCUUCUCCAAUUUCAAAAAAUUUAUCGGACAAUAAUAUGAUAAAAAAUUCGAGCGUUUUUGAGAAUAAUAUGAUUAAUAAUGUUGAUUAUAAUUCAGAAUAUUCAUCACUUCCUUCACUAGUUCCAGUUACACCUGAGAAUUCAGUACCAUUUGAUCAGCAGAUUAUUGAUAUGAUUAAUCCUAGUUAUUAUGAUGAUUUUUGUGAAUUGGAAAAAGUUCUGAAUGAUGAAGCAAAUAUUGUUUGAAGAUUUUUUUUUUUUAAUUAAUUGUGAUUGUGAUGUUUUUGUAUAGAUACAUACAUAUAGACAUGUAAUGCACCUUCAAUUUUAUGUUGAUUUUUGUGUACCUUUUUUUAAUUUUUUAAAUCUCAAUGUAACCCUUCACUUGUAUACCAUUUAAUUCCUUUGUUUAGAUAUUAAAAUGCCCGAAGACAUAAAAGCAUUUACUUCAUAUAGGUAUGAGCUAAAGAAGUGGUAUCGACAUGUCUGUUUAUUGAAAUUCCAAUUUAAAUUUAAAGGAAAAACGACUUUAAUUUAAACAUGUCGUAACAUUUGUAUGAAUUAACCUGUGGGAAUAUUUGGUUAAAUCCAGAAACAAAGCCCAAAAAUCAAGUAUUACAUGGUCUAGUUUCAAUUUUUUGGAUCGGGAAUGGUGAAAGCCCGUUCAAUCAAGUUUUUUCGAUUUUAUUCGCAAGGCAUAAGUUUAGAAACUGAUGAAAAUCUCAUAAGAAUAAAUUACGUUUCUUAAGACAUAACUUUUAAUUCAAUUCCUCCUGUCUCUCUACUUCACUUUCUGAAAAUAAAAUUAUAUCUUUGAUCUAUCGACACAAAAUACCAGAUGACAGAUUAGCUGAUGAAGUCGAAACAAGAUACUCAUAUCCAACAGAAACACAAACAAAAUCUGUAAACCAGUACAAUACAAGUUGACACAAAUGUUCAAUUUUGUUCGCUUUCACUCUACAACACAAGUUUUACAUGGUGCAAGAUAAUGAAACUUCAGAGACGCACGCUAUGUAUGAGGAGAUGUGACGAUGCACUAGAACGAGAGAAGGAACUCACAUCUCAUACUUAUACCUGAUAAGUUGCUGCCAAUUUGUUCCAUGUUAACUCAUGUGAGUUGGUGCUAUCAUCCUUGUGAGCUGACGUCGAGCAACCAAGGUUUACCAAUCCAAACCU
Messenger RNA from Solanum lycopersicum (tomato), 1827 nucleotides. RefSeq names its product transcription factor MYB53. Lineage: Eukaryota; Viridiplantae; Streptophyta; Magnoliopsida; Solanales; Solanaceae. The record is from RefSeq and is a predicted model, not a curated record.